Linepithema humile (Argentine ant) is the source of this 1636-nucleotide messenger RNA. RefSeq names its product galactokinase-like. The record is from RefSeq and is a predicted model, not a curated record. Gene Ontology annotation, cellular component: cytoplasm; cytosol. Gene Ontology annotation, molecular function: galactokinase activity; ATP binding. Gene Ontology annotation, biological process: galactose metabolic process; carbohydrate phosphorylation. Lineage: Eukaryota; Metazoa; Arthropoda; Insecta; Hymenoptera; Formicidae.
UACAUAUCGACGACGGCGGCAGUGGAGUCGUGUGUGCGCUUGAAUCGUACUCACUGCAAAUUAAAUAUCGUGUGAAUGAACACAUAUCUUCGCGACUGUUAACUGCGGCAUCUGCUACGUCGCUUAAUCACCUUCGCCAUCAAUCACCAUCGUUUUGACAAAGCUUAAGUGAAGUCUCGAGGAAUAUUUCGAUAUGCCUGCACCGAUUCUAGACAUCGACAGUGUCAAAACGAAGGCAUUGCAAAUCUUCACCGAGAAAUUCGGUGAGCAAGCCACCGUCUGCGUGUACGCACCGGGACGUGUUAAUCUCAUCGGCGAACACACCGAUUACAAUGAAGGCUUCGUGUUACCGAUGGCACUACCGAUGAUCACGGUGAUAGUUGGGAAGCCUCACGAUGGUGUAAAAACAAAACUUGUUUCUUUAAGUGAUGUGGUCGGCGCUACAAAUGAAGCCGAAUUCGAAGCGGGUAGUCGAGCUAACAUAAAACCGGGAGAACCAAAGUGGGCGAACUAUGUGAAAGGGUGCAUCGCCAACUUUAUUUGCGACGUUCCUGCGUUCAAUGCUGUGAUCGUGUCGACAGUACCGGCAGGUGCCGGUCUCAGCAGCUCGGCGGCUCUAGAAGUGGCGACUUACACAUUCUUAGAAACGUUGAGCGGAAAGAAACCGGAGAAACCAGAAGAGAAGGCUUUGGCGUGUCAAAAAGCGGAGCACAACUUUACCGGAGUACCUUGCGGUAUAAUGGAUCAAUUCAUAUCCGUCAUGGGUAAAGAAGGCUGUGCUCUUCUCCUCGAUUGCCGAGAUCUCAUUACCAAGCAAAUACCUAUGCUACAUAUGGAUAACUACAUUUUUUUGAUAACAAACUCCAAUGCGCCGCACAAGUUAAGCUCGAGCGCCUAUUGCGAGCGUAGAGAUUGUUGUUUCGAAGCUGCGAAAAUACUGGGCAAAAAAAGUUUAAGAGACGCAAACAUAAACGAUAUUCAAACAUUAAUAUCACGAAAUGCGUCCGAUCAUGUUAUUAAACGAGCUCGUCACGUAGUCACGGAAAUUCAACGAACCCUGGAUGCUGCGAUAGCGCUGGAGAAAGGUGACUUUCAGCAAUUCGGACGAUUAAUGAACGAGAGUCACGAUUCGCUGCGCGACGAUUACGAGGUCUCGUCCAAGGAGCUCGAUUCGCUGGUCUCGGCAGCCAGAGAGGUGGACGGCGUGUUGGGAAGCCGCUUGACGGGCGCCGGUUUUGGUGGCUGCACCGUCACUUUGUUGAGAAAAGAUGUGGUUAAUAAGACGAUCCAGCAUAUGAAAGCAAAGUAUGCUGGUAUACCUGCAUUCUACAUAGCGACACCGGCCGGUGGAGCUCGAGAAAUCAGCAUAAAUUAGUGUUAUUGUUUUAAAUAUACACGUAUAUUUUAUAAUAUUAUAACGUUAUUCAUAGAUAGAAAUAUGAAUAUGAUUGAUUUUAUGAGAUGUGUUGCUCAUUUGCGUUUGUUGAAUAGAUCUUUUUUUUUGUACCAUGACUGGAAUUCUGGUACAAUGAGAUUAGACAGAAAGAGAUGAUGUCUUUGUAAUUUAUAUAUUUAAUUUUGUGCCAAUCAAAUUCGGAGAUAAAUAUACAUGAAGAAUAAACUCAGAUUUAUAAGA